This is a messenger RNA of Aspergillus clavatus NRRL 1, 1278 nucleotides long. RefSeq names its product fungal specific transcription factor domain-containing protein. The transcript is spliced from 2 exons. Bases 1 to 1278 code for a protein of 425 amino acids. Gene Ontology annotation, molecular function: DNA-binding transcription factor activity; transcription cis-regulatory region binding. The record is from RefSeq and is a predicted model, not a curated record. Gene Ontology annotation, cellular component: nucleus. Gene Ontology annotation, biological process: positive regulation of transcription by RNA polymerase II. Lineage: Eukaryota; Fungi; Ascomycota; Eurotiomycetes; Eurotiales; Aspergillaceae.
AUGAUUCUUCCCAAGCCAACACAAGAGAGAGAGAUUAGUCUCUUGAUGCACUACCUCGACGAUGUGUUCCCUCUGCAAUUCCCUUUCUACCAUACUUACACUCGAGGGAAGAGAGAAUGGCUCCUGGCAGUAUUGACUUCCACAAGGGCGGUCUAUUACUCCACUCUGGGACUCAGUCUCCUUCACAAGGAACAAUCCUCUGGCUCGGUCCAACCCGGACUCGUCGCCACAUGGCAAGAAGAGAGGGCCCGAUACUAUAUCCUGGCAUUGAAGGAGGCACGGCAUCCUCUGCGGGAACUAAGUCCGGUGAGUAACGUAGAAACGGUCAAGGGCAGUAUCCACACCCUGGCGAGCAUACUGCAUUUGAUCAGCUAUGAGUCGUCCGCGCACGUCCGCGGAAACUGGGGAGUACACCUCCAAGCGGCAACAACAUUAAUACCGACCAUUGUUGAUGGCUGGGCCCGUGUGGCACGAUCGUCCCAGUUCGAAUCGAAAACAACCUGGGGGCAUCUGGAUCUCUGCAGUGGCCAAGGCACGGAUGGCGAGGCGUCACUGUCCUGUGAGAACGUCAGCGCUUUGCGGUUUCUCGCCAAUGCGUUGGCCGUGACUGGUAUCCUUGCCUGCAUUUCUACUGGGCCGUCUGCUGCGCUAGAUGACUACCGGUAUCUAAUGAACAGCACUGGUGAUAUGAUCCGAUGCGACGAAUUGGUCGGAUGCCAGAAUUGGGUGAUAUGCGCCAUCUUGGAGAUCGGCUUGCUGGAUAGAUGGAAGCGAAAAGAGGGAGAUGGCCAUCGUCUCAGUUUAAGGGAGCUCGCCAAUCGCGCCAAGACCAUCGAGGAUGCUCUGGAAAAUGGGAUCAGGCAGCUGUCCGCGGCGGAGGCGUGUCAGGCCGUCACCACCGUCACCCGGAUCUAUGCCACGUCGACCCUGACCUACCUUCAUUCAGUGGUAUCUGGUCUCAAUCCAAACCUGGAGGAGAUUCAGGAAAGUGUUUCCAGGACGGUUGAACUUCUGGUGCGACUGUCCGAUGUCCAGUUGCUGAAUAACCUCACGUGGCCUCUGUGUGUCACAGGCUGCAUGGCAACACACAACCAUAGAGAGUUUCUCAGAACCCUGGCCAAAUCAGCAGAGCAGACCUUACAGCCUUUGAAAAGUUGCUGGACAAUCCUGGAGAUGAUGGAAGAGAUCUGGGAGAUUGACGAUCACGUGAGAAAGCUGACCUGGUCCAGGUGGGAGCAGGUGAUCGUGAAUGGCCGGUCUCCAGUACUUCUGACAUAG